This is a messenger RNA of Parasteatoda tepidariorum (common house spider), 1593 nucleotides long. Lineage: Eukaryota; Metazoa; Arthropoda; Arachnida; Araneae; Theridiidae. The record is from RefSeq and is a predicted model, not a curated record.
AUGUGGAGAGGUGUGAAAAAAACUUCACAUGAUAAACGUGCUGAACGUGUCAAAGAAGCAAUUGGAAUAUUGCAAAGAGAGAGAAAAUAUACUAGCCUUGGCUAUAUUGGAUCAGGCUCCUUUGGACAAGUGUUCAGAAUGAUAGAGCCCUUGAACAAAUCUGAGCUGGCAGUAAAGAUAGUGCCCUACGAGAUGGUGUCAAAAGCCGAAUCUGAGUUGUGGAAAAAUCUGAGACAUCCCAACUUAGUCUCCUUGAUAGGUAUGCACAAAUUGGAGAGACAAAAAACCUUUGUCUUCUUGAUGCCAGUUUAUCCAACCACAUUGCUUGACGCCAUUCAAGGCUUGAAUCCAUGUAAGGGAGCCUACAAUAUCGUGAAGUCUUGGCUGAAAGACGUUCUCCAAGGACUGGACUAUCUCCAUUCUAAUGGAGCUUGCCAUCUUGAUAUUAAACUGGACAACGUUCUCAUAUCAGAUGAAAAUUCGGCACUCCUGUGCGAUUUCACAUUCUUGAAGGAGUCUAAAAAACCUCUCCACAAACACCAAAUUGGCAUGCCACUGGUAUACCAACCACCUGAAGUUGUCUUGUCCAAAGGGAGAGAAAACCUUGAUGGAACUAGCAUAGACAUGUGGGCGUUCGGUUGUCUGGCUAUGGAACUACUAGGUUGUUUCGCCAUAACAAAUGCGGCAUCCAUGGACGAGAGAAAAGAAAUGUAUACUACAGUACUUAACCUAUUAGAGGAAAAUGAAUUACUGUGGCCAAUAACAAAAUUCUUCAGUGCUGAUGACCUGCGUGAGACAGAUAUGAAACUUGCUCUCCGAUUCAUGAAAGAGUUUUUAACUUUUGACGCGUCACACAGACUACCAGCUUGUGAAGCUUUGAUGCAUGACUUUUUCCACAAAGAUGAUGACAGCUUUCAUGAGAACAUAGAUGCUAAACACACACCUCCAACGAACAGCACUGAGCCUACGCUCCGUAUUGAGCAUUCAUCAGUAGAUGAAGCUGCUGCUAUCUUAGAAAAUAUUGAUGCAGAAAAGCCACAGACGCCAAAAACUGAUUAUGAAUCCAAAAUGAGUGAGAUUGUUGUAGAUAAAUCUACGGAUGAGCAAAGUAUGGCAGGAGCAGAGAUGAUGACUCUGAUGUCUGAUACUCUUUACGUCAAGAGCAUCAAAUCAGAGAAUGAGUGCGGUAUGAAACCGACUGAUAUUGACGAAUUAGAGAUGGAACAGAGCAUGACAAAAAUUGGUGAUAAUACAAUGGAGAAAAAGAUGGAUCUCAUGGAGAAAAGAAUGGAUCUCAUGGAGAAAAGAAUGGAUCUCAUUUCUCUUAAAAUGAUUGAAAUGACAGAUGAAAUGAAAUAUUUCCGUAUCAAAAUGGAGAGCAUAGAGAAGCACAUAAAGAGAAAUUCGGUUGACAGAAACAUAAAAGACGAAACAGUCAUAAAGAAAACUGGCGAAUCGGGGAAUGUGGAUGUGAUAAACGGAGAGUCUAUUUUGGAAUUUACACAAAGACAAGUACGAAUCCAAAUAGAAUGUAAACAAACUUAUCAUUCAUCGAAAAUACCAGGUACACAAAAGAGAUCACGGUUCCGAUAA